Messenger RNA from Frieseomelitta varia, 1490 nucleotides. It is a transcript of the gene Zmynd10, whose product is annotated as zinc finger MYND domain-containing protein 10. The record is from RefSeq and is a predicted model, not a curated record. Gene Ontology annotation, biological process: motile cilium assembly; inner dynein arm assembly; outer dynein arm assembly. Gene Ontology annotation, cellular component: centriolar satellite; cytoplasm. Lineage: Eukaryota; Metazoa; Arthropoda; Insecta; Hymenoptera; Apidae. The transcript is spliced from 8 exons. Bases 136 to 1452 code for a protein of 438 amino acids.
UUUUAAUGUUAAAUAUUUAAAAACUAUAUAUGAUAUAUAUAUAGUUAAUGCACAAAGGUGUCGAGAAUAUCGAAUACAAAUUUUGUUUACAAAUGGUUGACAUUCGUUUACAAUAGUGCCUUUUUAAUCGUAAAAAUGUCAAAUCGAAUGGAAUAUAUAAUUUCGCCAUGGGAAAUCGAAUCAUAUAUACAAUAUUUAAAAAUUUCGGAGCUUGAAGAUAUUGGAACGAAAGAGUGGUUUGAAUUUCAUAAAAAGUUAAUAUUAUUAAAUCAACAAAGCGUAUUAGAAAUUAAUGCCUUGCGAGAAGAAAGUACUAAAGAAUGGUUCGUUUCUUUUAAAAAGAUUCCUAUUCUUAUAUAUGAAGCUAUACAAAUUGACAUAUGGAAGCAUAAAGUAUUUCCGCUUUUAAUAGAAAUAAACGAAGAACCAAAAAAUACUUUUAUGCUUUACACUGUAUUUUAUCACGAAGAUAUUGCCGUUUCAUUAUUGGAAAACGUGUUAUUUCAUUGUGAAAGUGCAGAAACUAUAAAUGAUUCUGCUCUUGACCUCGUCGAUUAUGCUGUUAAAAAUGUAUCUUUACUUCUCGAUAUGCCUAAUAUCGAGAUUUAUGAAAAUGUAAAAGAUCCAAACUCAUGUCUUGAAGAAAUACUUGAAAAAAAGAAAGAAUUUGAAUUUGAUAUCGGCAUACGUUGCAUUUCAAUACUCCGUUACUUGGCUGAAUACGCAGAUAAUUUACCAUUGUAUGUAUUAUCACGAUUAUUAGCUAUACACGACGUGCCCUAUUUACUUGUUGAACUUAUUGAAAGACAUCCGUGGAGUAAAGAAAAUGCGGAAGGAAAAGAUGUGAUAUAUAAUAGUGGUUGGAGAAAAGUAAAAUCAAGUGAAGAAGGGAAAAUUUCUAAGAUAGAAGCACAAACUUGGCUUGGUUUAAGGGAAUUAUUGCUCAACCCCAAAAGUGCAUCCUACUAUGAAAUUACUGAACAUAGAUUUUCUCAAUUAUUAAAAUUACAGAAAUAUUUACACGAAUAUGUACUAGAUCAAAUUUCUCCUUUAAUAGACUUAAAAAGAUGGUUAAAUUAUUUAAGUGUAUCGUCAGCUAACGCUAGUGCACCACAAGCAGUAAAUGUGGAACUUUUACCACAGAUAAAAUCAUCAAUAAUGGAGAAAUAUCAUAAAAAAUGGAAGAAGUUAGCAAAAUAUCAAUCAAAAUUUAUAUACAGUACAGAUGCUGAUUACAUUAAAAACACUGCUCAAAUUCUAAGUGAUGCGUAUGAUUUAGAGAAAUUGGAUUGCGUUGAUAUUAAAGAAUGUUUUUUAUGUCAUGAAGAGGCAAAAAAACGUUGUUCUAAAUGUAAAGAAGCUUGGUACUGUGGAAGAGAAUGUCAAGUAAAAGAUUGGGUAAAACAUAAGAAUAUCUGUGACAAAAUAACAAAAAAUGUAGAGUAUGAAUAGAAACAUUAAGUUCCUUUUAUGAGGAAAAAACGUUUCAU